AUGGCCCUCUCUGGAAGAGACGUUGUUGCCAUCGCCCAAACGGGCAGUGGUAAGACCAUCUCGUUCGCUCUCCCCGCCAUGUUGCACAUCAAUGCUCAACCUCUCCUUUCGCCCGGCGACGGCCCCAUCGCCCUUGUCUUGGCGCCCACUCUUUAA
Stereum hirsutum FP-91666 SS1 is the source of this 156-nucleotide messenger RNA. RefSeq lists its product as uncharacterized. Gene Ontology annotation, molecular function: nucleic acid binding; ATP binding. The record is from RefSeq and is a predicted model, not a curated record. NCBI's taxonomy places the organism in Eukaryota, Fungi, Basidiomycota, Agaricomycetes, Russulales, Stereaceae. The coding region runs from base 1 to 156 and encodes 51 amino acids. The transcript is spliced from 2 exons.